Penaeus vannamei (Pacific white shrimp) is the source of this 534-nucleotide messenger RNA. The record is from RefSeq and is a predicted model, not a curated record. Lineage: Eukaryota; Metazoa; Arthropoda; Malacostraca; Decapoda; Penaeidae.
AUGAAUAUUCACCUGCACCCCCAGGACAACCGACCCUUAAGACAAUCCCCCUCAGGACACCGGCCCUCCCACGGACACCCCCCUAGACAAUCCUCCUCGGACACGCCCCCCAGGAACACCCCGCUAGACAAAACUUUUCUCCGGCACACGCGGGCCACGCAGGAACACCCCCCUAAGACAAACCCCUCCGGACACGCCCCCCAAGGACAACCCCCUAGACAAACCCCCUCCGGCACCACGCCCCAGGACACCCCCCUAGACAAAGCCCCACCAUCCCCCUCGCGACACGCCCCCAGGGACAUCCCCAUCAAUAGACAAACCUUUACACACUCCGAGAGCACGCCACCUCUAGGACACUCCCCUUACCGACAAGCCGCCCUCCGGACACGCACCCAGGACACCUCCAGACAUCCCACCGGACGCGGGACACGUCUGCCCCUAGGACAUUGGCCCGCUAGCACAAUCCCUCCGGAGCGCCCCCAAAGGCUGUUUCAGGGGAACAACCGCCACCUGACUAAACUCCUCCGUGACUAA